AUGAGAGUCCUAGAAUUUGGCAUUUUGGCUCAUCUUGCCAUCUCGGUGAGCAGUCUGACUGUGGGCCGGAACUCCUUGGUCAAGCCUCGAGCUGAACCGCUUCCUUCUGCCUCGGCACCCCCUUCGUCUGCCCCUACUGGAGAUGCUUGGAAGACUAUGCAAUGCUCCCAAGUCCAGGGUGACUGGGAGACUGAAUGGGAAGACGCAAAUGCAGAGGCUGCCUGGAAUACCACCAUUGCCGCUUGGGAGGAGCAGAAACCGGGCAAUAUGAGCCUAUCCUUGUAUUUCAGCACAUAUCUUCAAGGGCCUAGCGGCAUGCGAUGCACCGACAUCGGCACUGAAAACCGUUGCUCCCAACCUGUGCAAUGCAAUGAUGCUGACAUUCCAGCCGGGGCCCUGAUUUUGAAUGGUUUUACGGGUCUCCAUCAACUCCACGCAUCGGCUUUCCAGGCUAUCGGGAAUGUCCAGGCUGGUGCGUCGAACGAUAUUGGCACCUUCACUUCCACCUUCUCCCCUCAGCCUAAAGAUGAUGGGGCCCUCAUCAAAAACAUUAUCGAUUCUGUCACGUUGGUGAUUAGUAUUGGUGCAUCUGUGGUAUUCAAUGUCGCCCUCCAGCAGAUGGAGAAUGUAAUUGCUAAAGCCCUGAUAACCGACGCGGUGGCCAUUUCCGUGAGUUCAACCGGUUCCUUUUACAAGACGAAUAUGAAAGGUGCGAUAGAGGGACUCCAAGCCCAAAACACUAUCGAUUCUUUCCUAGGUCAGACCAUGACCGCCUGGAAGAACAUUGAGUCGGAUUAUCUUACCUCCAUAUUCUCUGCAAACAACACUGACACCCAUACUCUUUAUACCAUGAUUAACAAUGGUGCUAUGGGUGCAGUAAUGGAUACUAUUGAUCUCACCCACACGAGCACCGAUGUUGAAAAGAUCCUCUAUGGUCAGAUGAUCCCGUACGCAUGGAGUGUUUCUCAGGACGAGACGCGUCCUUUCAUCUGGCAGAGCCCAGACGACUGUGACGAGAACACCCAGUCCGUUCCCCAGGAUUCCAGACUCUUCGUUCCCGACGGGCAAGCGGUCAAGAUCAAUGUCUGUUAUAAAGGCAAGAUGCAUUAUUUGCUGAACGCUAAAGAAAUCAAGGGGAGUGGUUUCCGUGCUAGCACUCUUCCUGGUGGAGACCAUGAUACUCUGGAUGGAACAAAAUGGGGUGGAAUCACCAUCGAGGACAUUGUUGCAAGUAGCGUGGAUGGAUGGACCAACAACAACAAGCAGAAUGGCUACCCGCGUCCUGAUUCCCAGGCCAUCGUGGCUAGCUUCGGCGGGGAUGAUGUCCCAAGUGUUCGAACUCCUGGGUUCUUCAAUUUGCCUGUUUGUGAAAAUGCAAGCGUUAUCGCCGACAUCAUGUCUAAUGGUGAUGGUAACUCACCAUAUUGGCCCUGUCCCAACCCUGAUGGAUACACUAGCACUGGUACCAAUAUUCAUGUUAGCAGCGGCUGUAUUGUGAUCAAUGAAUCAAAGCGCUGCGAGACCUGGGGUGGAGCAUACAACGUUGCGGAUCAAAAUACUGCUAAUAGCACCGCGAUUAUUUAUGCCAUGUUCAACGGUGGCAAUACUCUUGGUCAAGUGCGUCCUGAUUGCAAGCUCGAGGCAACAUGGCCUCGCGACUAUGGUGAUCUGGACUUCACCGAUAACUGUCUCAGGGAUCGCAGCGGGGAGUACAGCCAGUGCUGUAGUGCCGCGACGAGCACAACUGACCUUGUCGACAACCCAUAUGGUCCGUCAUGA
Molecule: messenger RNA, 1779 nt
Organism: Penicillium vulpinum
Lineage: Eukaryota; Fungi; Ascomycota; Eurotiomycetes; Eurotiales; Aspergillaceae
Exons: 8
Coding region: 1-1779 (592 amino acids)
Source: RefSeq, a predicted model, not a curated record